CCUUCGAAUUCUCUAACACUCUUUUACUCUUGAAUUUAAUCAUGUGUCAUUUCUGAACGAUAUUUAACAAUUUGACAGAGCACAUGCUGACUUAUUUGUUGUGAUAUUUCGCAACGUGCCCAUUUGAUUAUUCAAAUUUUCCUUCCUGUGUCCAGCUGUUGCAAAGUUCUUUGUUUUUCUAUUGUUUCCAGUUAUUCUUUUAGGCUGACUUUUUAGAACCCUCGUAUUAACUGGUCCCGAAAUUAAGUCUUACAAGUAAGGCACAAGCACCCAAAAGUGAGCAGAACUAAAAUUAUGGACCGCCCUCUUUAGAGGAUUGUCUUAUUUUCAACUUUUAAUUUUGGAUGGCUGGUGUGUGUGUGCGCACGCGCUCAGUGCAUCCCAAAACGGCUACAUCGUGGGCGCACAUCUGGGAAGCAGAGUGCAGUUGGGAAAAAAGAGAGAAAAUAUCUGCUCUAACAACUGGACGAGGGCGGGGAAACAUCUGCGUGAGCGAGGCAGAAGAUGAGCGCCGCUGCGUCGCUCGUCCUGCGUGAAACAUCUCAGGAAUGAAGCCGAGCUCUCAUAGGACAUUAUGCAACCCACGCAGAUUUGAAAAUCUGAAAAUAACGUGCCGAGAUGAGUCUGAGAAACGAUGAGGAAUUACGCUCUUUUCCACGGAGGGGUUUGUCUUCAUCUUCUACAUCUUCUCUGAAAAGACGUCUUGUGAGACUGGCAAGAAAGUCCAGUGAUGGAUCCCUUCGCUCGAGUUCGUCUACUGGCAGUUCAUCCACUGGCAGGUCAGCUGAGGCUGUGGCUUUCAGGCAGCCUUGCAAGAGCCGCAUCCGUCACCACACCAACCGCCUCUCAGGAGUCUUCCUUCGCGGCGCCGCCUCUGGCUCACUGUCCGUGGCCAUGUCCGCCCAAAUCGGGAAAGGAAGCGAUGCCGAAAUUGUGGAUGACCCAUCUGAGCUGUCCAAUCAGUUAAGUGCUCCUGGAAUCUUGAAGAUCUUUGGAAGCGCAAUUUGUAAAGGAGCCUACUAUAAGAGUGUCUUGGCCACGACACAUUCCAGUGCGAAAGAGCUGGUCAAAGAGGCCCUUGAAAGGUAUGGCUUUGGAAAAGACGAGGCAAGUUCCUAUGUUCUGUGUGACACGAUUGGCUCCAUUAGCGCACGUUUGUGGAAAACCGAAGGGUUCAGAGUCGUGGGCGACAAUGAGAAGCCGCUCCUCCUGCAGUCGCUGUGGAAACCAAGGGAGGGCCUCGCCAGGCGCUUUGAAAUCCAGAGGCGAAGCCUAGUAGAAGAGCAGUCAUUCAAAGAACAAGACACCAUCACUGCUGGUAUCAAUGCUCAGGCCCGUAAACUGCAGAAGAGUCGCUCCAGAGUUAACUCCACCCUCGUUGAGAGAACUAUGAGUCAAAGCCAAAAACUCUGGCGGAGUAAAAGUGAGAUGGACCUUAUAGAGGCUGAUUCAGCGACCAAAGCGAAUGAGGAUCAAAGUAUGUCCUUGAAUGGAACUUUAGUGGAGAGCCAUAAGUGCUCAGAAGCAAGGGCAGAACUGAACGACAUUGACCACGCAGUUCCCUCUAAGGGGGAUGGUGGGUCACAGGCCAAAACAGAGACCCUCUAUCCACCGAGGCCGAGAGGUGAGCAGGAAGGAGAGGAGUCAGAGAGGGAGGAGACGGAAAGUAGCGACGAUAACACAACACAGUACUCCAUUCACCCACCUCAAGACUGCCCGUACCUGCUGCUACUACACGGACGCAGCCUUGUACAGGACUUUGUCAUCUACCUACUUAUGAGUCCAAAUAUUGUAGUGGGGAGACAAAAUGACAGCGGCGAUGUACCACAGGCGGAUAUUGCCCUCCUCGCCGAAGAUAUUCUUCCAAAACAUUGCAUUUUUCAUCGCAGUGCUACUGGUGGACCCACCAUGCUGUGCCCCUUUCCUGAUGCUGCGGUCACAAAGAAUGGCAAUAUGUUAAAAGAGAAAGGAGAACUUUUCCCUGGUGAUGUCAUUGGGUUGGGACAAACCUACCUGUUUCUAUUUAAAGAUCCCUUGAUGCACAAGGAACUCAACAGUCCUGCUCCAGAGCGAAAAUUGUCGACCCUCCCCUGGUUGUUUAGCAACACUACAUCCACUCAUAAAACAAGCCAGACAAGAGAUGCGAUAUUCUACAACACCUGUAUGGUGACCAAAAAGUGCCUGAAGAGAGCCCCUCCAUUUUUUAAAUCGCCAGAGGGUCACUGCCUGAGUUUGAAUUAUCAAGCAGACAAUGAGCAUAGCGUCAUCCGGCAAAUAGUUGCACUUGGGAGCAGUGACGUCCAAGAGGGACCGUCGCUGAGCAUUGCUUUUCUGCUGUGCCUGUGCACUCAAUAUUCCGCAUCAUAUUUACGUACCUCAGACCUGCGAAGGCUCCUGCUGCUGAUUGCAAGCGAAAUCCAGAGCGCUGUUUGGGAGCAAACCAAGAAACUAGCUGCUUUUCAGAAAGAAGUCAACAAGGACGCAAUCACAAGACUGUUGCCCCUUGUGGUGUGGAUGUCAAACAGCCUGGAGGUGCUCCAGUUCAUCCAGUAUCAGUUACCUGUCAUCUUGGAAUGGAGAACAUGUGAAGAGAAUGAAGAUAGAAGAGAAGGAGAGUUUGGGGAGAAUUUGGACCUGCUGGAGUUGCAGCUGUCCUCUGUGCACUCGACCGCUGAAGAAACAGUGGCGGCCUUGGAGGAGGUCAUCAUGCUUACCUUUCAGCAGUGUGUGUACUACGUCACUAAGGUCCUGUACCCCAUCCUGCCAGCCUUUCUGUACGCCAACCCAUUCAAGGAAGGUCACUCUCUGAAUGGCAAGGGUGCUCCGGUCUUGGGUAGCAGCGGUCUGACAGUCCCUGAUCAAGUCCAACAGGUUGUGGAGGUCCUAUCUGAGACGCAGAGACUACUCUCAGACUGUCAGCUUCACCCUGAGAUUUCCACACAGCUCAUCGCCUUCCUUUUCUACUUCAUCAACGCAUCACUCUUCAACUUACUCAUGGAGAAAGGCUCAGAGCCAGGUUUCUAUCAGCGGUCUACAGCCAUUCGCAUACGGACGAAUUUUGACUUGCUCCUGAAUUGGUCCAGGACAACCGGAUUGGGAAAACUGGCUUUAGAGCUUGCGUGCACGCUCUCAUCAGCGAUCAAUCUUCUCACUACGCCAAGGAAAAAUUUACUCCAGACCUCCUGGGCCUCGCUGCGAUCGGAGUUCCCUGCCUUGAACGCAGCCCAACUGAACCACCUGCUCAGUUUUUACAGCCCAACGUGUCCCACCAGGCACACAUGGACUCCGUGCGCCCGGGACCAAACGGAAGCGCACAGAACUGAUGAUAUCCUGCAGAGUUUUGAUACCCACCAUCCUCUUGUGCUACCAGAUGGGGGUUACCAGUUCAUGGUGGGAAGGGCAGUGACAGAUUUGGGCCUGGUUGAACACUUAAACAAGCUCAAAGAUUUCAUUUUCAACCUCCCUAAUUUACAGUCACAUGGGAUCAUGGCGUCGAACCGGCACCAGGGUAUCACCAUGGAGACCAAAUCCAGAGAGGAAAUCAUGGCUACAACGCCCAUCAAAACAGUAUUCUGUCAGCCAACCGUCCAGACUCUGCCGCCAUCAUCUGGUUCACCCCCAUCACCGGCAUCACCAUCCCUCCACUCCUCGGUUCCCUACUUGGAUGAGUUCAAUUCCUGCGGUGCCCUCCUUUUGUCCCGGAAGCUUCGGAAUCUACAACUACAGACAAGAGAUACCACAGAAUUAAGGAAAUCGACAUUGGACCCCUCCUGUCUCCUCACCCCGCCCAACACCCCCCUCACUCUCGAUCCUGUUCACUGGGUUAAAGAAGACCAAGACCAAGAUGCACAUUCCUGGUCCUCUGAUGUUGGUGCACAUGACGAAGGUGGCUUAAUGUUCGAAUGCCUUGCUGCACUGAAAGAUGACCGUUUCAAUCAAGAUUACACCAGUAUGAAAAGGAUUUUUGAGCUUAUAGAAGAAGAGGAGGAAGAGGCCGAAGAGACCGGCAACCAUUUUGACGACAACAACGAUGAGAUCUUCAGUCUGGAGCUAGAGCGUGACAAAAGCGGUCUUGGUCUUGCUCUAGUUGACACAAGGGAUAUGUCACUAAAGGUGAAAGGCAUCUUCAUCAGAGCCGUGGUUCCGGACACCCCUGCCGCACGCUGUGAGAAGCUCCAACCAGGAGACAGGAUCCUUGCCGUGAAUGGAGUCAGUCUUCUCGGCCCCCACUGCCUAAACGGCAAGGAGUUGAUGCAGUCAUCGGGUGAUAGAUUGAGGUUAUUGGUGGCCAGAUCAGAUUGGAUGGCCAAAGUUAUACAGACUGAAUGCUGACGCCGCAAAAAGCAUCCAAAUGAUUUGUGGACUCAUAAAUAUCAUAUGACAGCCAUCAAAGAAUUGGAGCCGAGCUGACAUUUUUCAAAAAGGGAGGGGGGUGUAAUGCUCAAUUUUGGCUGGACCAGCAGUGUGUGUGUUCCCUGCUGAAGGCUCAUACAUAUGAAACCUGGUGUUGAGCUUCAUUUCACGCCCACCCUGACCACCACAAUGGAGAACUG
Hippocampus zosterae (dwarf seahorse) is the source of this 4553-nucleotide messenger RNA. Its product is annotated as ras-associating and dilute domain-containing protein-like. Gene Ontology annotation, molecular function: GTPase binding. Gene Ontology annotation, biological process: substrate adhesion-dependent cell spreading; signal transduction; neural crest cell migration. Bases 619 to 4332 code for a protein of 1237 amino acids. The transcript has 19 exons. NCBI's taxonomy places the organism in Eukaryota, Metazoa, Chordata, Actinopteri, Syngnathiformes, Syngnathidae. The record is from RefSeq and is a predicted model, not a curated record. Gene Ontology annotation, cellular component: microtubule.